Odobenus rosmarus divergens (Pacific walrus) is the source of this 3159-nucleotide messenger RNA. RefSeq names its product myocardin (gene MYOCD). The transcript is spliced from 15 exons. Bases 1 to 3159 code for a protein of 1052 amino acids. NCBI's taxonomy places the organism in Eukaryota, Metazoa, Chordata, Mammalia, Carnivora, Odobenidae. Gene Ontology annotation, biological process: cardiac muscle cell differentiation; smooth muscle cell differentiation. The record is from RefSeq and is a predicted model, not a curated record.
AUGACAUCAGCCGGGCACGCCUGGGAUGCCGCCGCUGCCGGCCAGACUCGGCGCAGGAGGAGGGUCCCGCCGGCUGGGAGUCAGUUAGCCCCGCGCAGCGAGGGGGGAGCCGCCAGCUUGCUGGGGACACCGGUUUCGGCCGCUGGCCGCCGCGGUCCUCCUACCCACGGGCGCUCCCGGAGAGUUGGAUGCAUUGGUCUCCUCUUUUCUUUCUCCACAUCUGUAACAGAAAUACGAAUGUACCUCAUGCAAAAGUUCAGGACUGUUCUAAAAUUACGACUUCAGCAGAGGAGGACCCAGGAACAGCUGGCUAACCAAGGCAUAACACCACCACUGAAAAACCCAACCGAAUUCCAUGAGCAAAGAAAACAUUUGGAUAGUGACAAGACUGAAGACUCCCUGAAGCACAAGGUCAGAAACAGGCCCGAUUGCGCCGCUGACGUGGUUAAUAUGCACAUACUCCAAGCCUCCACUGCAGAGAGGUCCAUCCCAACUGCUCAGAUGAAGCUGAAAAGAGCCCGACUCGCAGAUGAUCUCAAUGAAAAGAUCGCCCUCCGGCCAGGACCACUGGAGCUGGUGGAGAAGAAUAUACUCCCCGUGGAUUCCGCUGUGAAGGAGGCCAUAAAAGGUAACCAGGUGAGUUUUUCCAAAUCGGCAGAUGCAUUUGCCUUCGAAGAGGACAGCAGCGGUGAUGGGCUUUCUCCGGACCAGGCUCGAAGCGAAGACCCCCAGGGCUCAGCGGGAUCCCCUGCAGACACUAAAGCUUCAGAGACCCCUUUGGCGGGUCCUCUGGGGCCAGUCCAGGAUCAUUCUUCUGGCUCCGAAAAUGACAGGAAAGACUCAGCCUCCCAGCCCAGCAACCAGUCAGACACGGGGACACAGGGGCUCGGCCCUCUUGGUAACCCCAUCGCUGUGCACGCUGCCGUGAAGUCCAAGUCCUUGAGCGACAGUAAGAACCGCCACAAAAAGCCCAAGGACCCCAAGCCCAAGGUGAAGAAGCUCAAAUAUCACCAGUACAUCCCCCCCGACCAGAAGGCAGAGAAGUCCCCUCCGCCCAUGGACUCGGCCUAUGCCCGGCUACUCCAGCAGCAGCAGCUCUUUCUGCAGCUCCAGAUCCUGAGCCAGCAGCAGCAACAACAGCACCGGCUCGGCUACCCCGGGCUUCACCAAGCUCAGCUCAAGGAGCCAAAUGAACAGAUGGUCAGAAAUCCAAACUCUAGUUCAACACCACUGAGCAGUACCCCUUUGUCUCCUGUCAAAAACAGCUUUUCUGGACAAACUGGUGUCUCUUCUCUCAAACCAGGCCCACUGCCAUCAAACCUAGAUGAUCUGAAGGUCUCGGAAUUAAGACAGCAGCUUCGAAUCCGGGGUCUGCCGGUGUCAGGCACCAAGACGGCCCUCAUGGACCGUCUGCGGCCCUUCCAGGACUGUUCGGGGACCCCCCUGGCCAACUUCGGGGACAUCACGACGGUCACUUUCCCCGUGACGCCCAGCAGCGCGCUGCCCGGCUACCAGUCCUCCCCGUCCACCGGCGCCUUAUCCAACGGCUUCUACCACUUCGGCAGCACCAGCUCCAGCCCCCCGAUCUCGCCCGCCUCCUCCGACCUGUCGGCGGCGGGGUCCCUGCCCGACCCCUUCAACGACGCGUCCCCGUCCCUCUGCUUGCACCCGUCCCCGCUCCCCGCGUGCGCCGACGAGAGCCUCCUAAGCAGCCUGAACGGGGGCUCCCUUGGCCCCGAGCUGGACGGGCUGGACUCCGAGAAGGACAAGAUGCUGGUGGAGAAGCAGAAGGUGAUCAACGAGCUCACCUGGAAGCUCCAGCAGGAGCAGCGCCAUGUGGAGGAGCUGAGGCUGCAGCUGCAGAAGCAGAAGAGGAGCACCUGCCCCGAGAAGCCGCCGCCCUUCUUGGCCGUUCCCGUCAAGCAGGAGGACGCCGCGUCCAGUUGUCCCUUCACGCCCCAGCAGAGACCUGGGAAGAGACAGGGCCUCAGCUCAGAGGGCCGAACGCAGGCCUGCGAAGCGGCGGGGCGCCGGCCCCCGGGGUCCGCUCCGUGCGCCGAGCCGGCCUCGGGCCCCAGCGACGCGCUGCCGUCCACGUUCCUCAGCCCCCAGUGCUCCCCUCAGCACUCGCCGCUGGGCGCUGUCAAAAGCCCGCAGCACAUCAGUUUGCCCCCAUCCCCCAACAACCAUUACUUCCUCCCCUCCUCUUCGGGCGCCCAAGGGGAAGGGCACAGGAUCUCCUCACCUGCCAGCAACCAGGUAUGCGCUGCGCAAAACUCAGGGCAUGAGAGCCAUCCUGCAAGCUUCUCUCCCCAGUCCUCCAGCCUCCACCCCCCUUUCUCUGGAGCCCAGGCAGACAGCAGUCAUGGUGCUGGGGGCACCCCUCGUCCCAAAAGCCCAGGGGUCCAGCAAAAGAUGGCUGGUUUACACUCUUCUUCUGAGAAGACAGGGCCAAAGUUUUCCAUUCCAUCCCCAACUUUUUCCAAGUCAACUUCAGCAGUUCCAGAGAUAACCCAGCCUCCGUCCUAUGAAGAUGCCGUAAAGCAGCAAAUGACUCGGAGUCAACAGAUGGAUGAGCUCCUAGAUGUCCUCAUUGAAAGUGGAGAAAUGCCAGCUAACGCUAGAGAGGAUCAUUCGUGUCUUCAAAAGGUCCCCAAGAUACCCGGGUCUUCCCGAAGCCCCCCAGCUGCCCUGCCCAAACCCUCGUCUUCGGGCGGCCAGCUCUCCUUUGACCACUACGGCACCGAGAGUGAUGAGCACCUUGAAGUCUUAUUAAAUUCCCAGAGCCCCUUAGGGAAGGUGAGCGAUAUCACCCUGCUAAAAAUCGGGAGCGAAGAGCCUCCUUUCGAUGGGAUAAUGGAUGGAUUCUCUGGGAAGGCAGCAGAAGACCUGUUCAGCGCCCACGAGAUCUUGGCAGGCCCCCUCUCCCCGAUGCAGACUCAGUUCUCCCCCUCCUCUGUGGACAGCAGUGGGCUGCCGCUAAGCUUCACUGAAUCUCCUUGGGAAACCAUGGAGUGGCUGGACCUCACUCCGCCAAGCUCCACACCAAGCUUUAGCUCCCUCGGCACCGGUGGCCCCAGCAUCUUUAACAUUGAUUUCCUGGAUGUCACGGAUCUCAAUCUGAAUUCCCCCAUGGACCUUCACUUACAGCAGUGGUAG